GGUGACAUCAUCGCCCAACAUGUGGCAUGAUUCACGAAAGAGAAAUUCCAGCCUCGACACACGUUUUAGCACGAGUCUCCACCGGCACCGGCUCGCACAACGCCUCUAGUACCUUCCCGAGAUGCCGUUCUACGCUGUUGCCAGGGGACACAGCCCAGGAGUGUACACUUCAUGGCCUGAUGCCCAAGCUCAGAUUAAUGGCUAUACGGCAGCUCGGUACAAGAAGUUUGAUACCAAAGAUGAAGCUGAAGAAUUUGUCAAGGAAAAUGCUCUCAACAAGCCAGUGGUAGACCGCCGUGAGAAGGCAUCAGGCGACGCCCAAGUUGAAGGCAAAAGAAAACGAGAUGAUGACGAGGAAGAAGAAGAAGGCCAGGGAGAGAAGAAGCUGCAUGUGGACGAAGGAGAAAAGAAAACCGAGGAUGGCUUAUCUUUAGAUGACGAAGGCUACCUUGUUGUUUACUCUGUUGGAGUGUGCGAGUUCCAUGGAAAGAGUGGGCAGAAGUCUGGCUGCGGCGUCUUCUUUGCUGAGGAUCAUGAGCGGAAUGUGUCCGUGCCUUUGAAGGGGAAAGCCUCCAACAACGCAGCAGAUAUUCAGGCAGCCACUCAUGCACUCAUAACUGCUAAAGCUGCUGGUCACGACAAGGUGGCAGUCCACACCGACUCACAAGUUCAUGAUCAACUGCAUGACCUC
This is a messenger RNA of Penaeus chinensis, 691 nucleotides long. Its product is annotated as ribonuclease H1-like. The record is from RefSeq and is a predicted model, not a curated record. Gene Ontology annotation, biological process: DNA replication, removal of RNA primer. NCBI's taxonomy places the organism in Eukaryota, Metazoa, Arthropoda, Malacostraca, Decapoda, Penaeidae. Gene Ontology annotation, molecular function: nucleic acid binding; RNA-DNA hybrid ribonuclease activity.